Messenger RNA from Mya arenaria, 2421 nucleotides. RefSeq lists its product as uncharacterized. The coding region runs from base 122 to 2407 and encodes 761 amino acids. Lineage: Eukaryota; Metazoa; Mollusca; Bivalvia; Myida; Myidae. The record is from RefSeq and is a predicted model, not a curated record. The transcript has 2 exons.
UUUUGCUAUAAGUGCGGUUUGCGAAGUACGUGUUUAUGGAGAUUUUUCAAGUAUAGAUAAUUACAGGUUUACCGUAUGCAUAACUUGAGAGAAUUGGAUGUAAAAUAUCAACCCAAAGACAAUGCCGUGCUUAUUGUGCGUCAGUGAUUCGAAGAAUGCCAGAGCGUUACCAGAAUGUCAUCAUGCCAUCUGCGAUGACUGUCUUACUGAAUACAUCAGCGCAAGCUUUGAUAGAGACACAAGCACGGUCAAGGAAACGCAAACGAUUCUUAAGUGUCCACAAUGUACUAUGCAGUUUAAAGGUCCAGAUUUUAGAGCAUCCAUUUCUGAAUGGAUUGACAAAUUACUGAUAUUGUCGUGUAAGCCAUCAACAAUCAAUUUCUCAGAACAUGAUCCAACUAAAAGCGCCACAGAUCACGUUAAAAACAUCCUUUGUGAUGGAGUAAAUAAGAUGUACACACCGAAUGGACCUCAUUAUCACAGCGUUGAUGUGGAAAACCAAGUUUCGGGAAAAACGAGGUAUAGGAGACACCCUCUUGAUGUCAACAGUGAUUGUUACAAACUUUGCUCAACACACUGCUGUAAAAACGUUGAAUUUUACUGUAUCACCCACGAGGAAUUGAUUUGCCGACUCUGUGUUAUAAGAGAAAUAAGACACAGGCAAUGUUACAACAUUGUCGAUUUUGAAGAUGCCAGUGACAUUAUACAGAAAAGUCAAAUACACAAGACGGUAUUAAGCGAUCUCGAAGCAGUUAUGAAGCACGAUGUAACACUGAUUCGUGAAAUAGACGACACCAGAAAAGCAUCUGAGGGUCAACGAUCAGAAAUAGAGAAAACAUUCGAAGCAGUUAGGCAAACAGCUUUGCAUUUCAUUGAUGUCCAAGAGAAAAUCUGUCUGAAGACCUUUGACGAAGCCAUGAACUAUCAGGCAAAACGUCUAAAUGAAAUAAAGGGUAAAAUUAAAGCCGGCAAAGAAGCAACUAAGCUAAUGGCAGCAGAGUUGUCAGAUAUCAUUGAAUCUGGUGAAACAAGUUCCUACUUGUUUCCUUCUGUUUUGAAGAUUGUAAGACACAAUGAUGAAAAUAAAAUAAAUACAUGUGGCAAUUAUAUCCAGUGCACAACUGCAAAACUGAAAUUUCAAAGUACAGAGGCAGCAAAUACAGGAAAUGGUUUUCAUGGAAUUCAAAUUGCUUUUGAAAACAAGGAAACUCCUCUGUCACCAAUGCCAGGUUUUCAAGCAACAACUGAAAAUCUUCUGAGACUGGUUGCUGUAAACAGACAAGCAAGUCCUAAAACUCCUCAAUGUGUUCAAGUUACAACAAGAGAUUGUCAGACUGAUACCGGGGUAAAACAACCUUCUCAAACUAAGGCUAAAAAACGUAAAACCAAGGGAAAUGUACAAAAUACAAAGCCUAUGGUAAAAGACGCAAACAAAGCAGUUACUGAAUUGAAAAAAGAAUCUUCUAACGAAAGACAUAAACAACACAACACUAACGUGACCGAGUGUACAAAAUACGAAGUUGCUGAAUUAGAAGUGGCUCAUUCAAUCAGAGAUUCCAAAGCCAUAAAGAACCAACACAAUACAAAUAUCCCUUCUUUUAAGAGUAAAUCCAGUGCAACACCGAUGUUUCCAAAUACGAAUCAAGGUCGUGUUUCUGAUGUUCUCUUUCUGAAGAAUGGUCAAAUAAUAUUUUCAGAAACAUUUAACAGUCGACUUGUUAUUACGAAAGACGACCUUUCUUAUAUUUUUCAGUUGAGACUGGAUUUUCCCCCUGGUAUAAUGGCAAUUAGAGACAACGGUUCCAUUUUAGUUUGCAAAAAAACAACGAACGUACUUGCUGUUGUGAAUGUGCAUGAUGGCGCUGCGCUAACGAUUGAAUCGCUUAUUACAUUACCAUGGCCAUGGCAUCCAAAGAACAUUAAUUCAUUAUGUAAUGGUGAUAUCCUAGUAUCGAUGAAAGCACGAGACUCAAAAUGGACAUUAAGUAAACUACAACUUCAUGAUGAAGACACCUUUAAGUCGAUAACAAGUAUAAAGAAGCCAAUAGACGAUGGGUAUUCACUGCAUGUAUGUUCCAAUCAGACCGGUUCCUCACUAGUGAUACAUUGUUGUGAAUCUGCAGGCAUCGUGAAUGCAUUUGACCUUGAUGGAAAUGAGAAAUUCUCCUAUAAAUGUGACAAGCCCGAGGCAGCCACGCAUGAUAGAUAUGGAUAUAUUUAUAUUUUAAGCUUGACGGGGGAAAUCCACAUUUUGAAAUCAGACGGAACACGUUUUGGUUUAAAGCAUUAUAAAGACAUGCAGAGAUGCAAGAAUAUUGUGUAUGAUGAAAGCAAGGAUCGUCUUAUCAUCACAACUUACAGAGAUAGACGAAUACAUUUGUUGAAAAUAGACUACAUCAAUGCCUGAGAUUUUUGUUUUAU